Molecule: messenger RNA, 3986 nt
Organism: Psylliodes chrysocephalus
Lineage: Eukaryota; Metazoa; Arthropoda; Insecta; Coleoptera; Chrysomelidae
Source: the annotation of a GenBank genome assembly
UAAAAAUGAUAAUUUCAUAAAAACAAAAACAAUGAUUAAUGCAAAAUUAAGUUCUCACCUUUAAUGUUUAUUAAUGUAUGCUCCACAUUGUUCACAUAUAGAAUUAAAACUCAAAAGUCAAAUAUAUGUCAUCGAGAGCUGUUUCGAAAAGUGCGGAAAACAUUGGUUCAGCUGCGUCCGCGUCAGUGAAUGCAUUUUAUGUUUGUUUAGGGUUGAGAAAAUCAAGAGAUAUUUAUUAUUUGUCGACGAUAAGGCAUUAUUAAAUGCCCUCAUAGAUAUUCUAAGCAAAUAAGAAGACUUGGUACAUUAUCAGUGCCACGGAUGCAACGUUCCACCGAACGUGAUCAUGGUUACCAAGUUUUUCUUGUUCUUUUUUUGUGCUAGCUACCCUGUUGUCUAUAGCAUUUCUACUAAAGAGAUAAAACAAUGCUGUGGCUUAGGUACGAACUUUGCUUCCUCUGGACACGACUGUAAAGAUUUCAAACCGGAAUGGGCUGGACCAAGAUUAGCUAACGAAAAAGUGUGUUUAAGUACUGCCGAUGUGUGCUGCAAAAAGCAAAACCGAGAAAAACAGUGCAUGCAAGGCACUACGGACGCUAUGAAUGGGGUAGCAUGUCCAUCAGAAGAUGGAGAUAGAAAAGACUGCUGUGAGGCUUGCCAGGCGGGUAUAGACAAUGCUCGGGCACAAGAUCAAUGCUCGGGUUUAGGAUUGGGCGCGCCGUACGAUGAUGCUUUCAACAGGUGUUGCAAAGACUACAAAACGUCUUCAAGCCCAACUUCAACAAGUACGUUACCAACAAUCACUACUACAAAAGGCACCACAGCAUCAAGACCAACACCGACGCCUAAUAAUAAUUACUUUAAUACACCUAUUGAAAAUAUUUGCGAUUCAGACGUUUGUGCUCAAAUGUGUGAACCAGUAGGAGAUUCUUUUAAAUGCGAUUGUUACAAAGGUUUUAUACUCAUGGAGGACGGUAUAUCCUGUCGUCCAGAAAAAAGAGUAAUAAAAAAAGGUGGAAGAUGUGAGUUAUAUAAUCCGUGCGACCACGAUUGCAUAGAUACAGGAACAGCUAUCAAGUGUUCAUGUCGUGAGGGAUAUCAGCUAGCUGAUGAUAACAGGACGUGCCAAGAUAUUGACGAAUGUGUGUUAAACCUCCACGACUGCACUACAGUUGAGGAUUGCAUUAACGAAAUAGGAACAUACUCCUGCUACGAUCCAAUUUUAGACAACGAAACUAUAGAUUUUGAAAAUAAAUGUCCUACUGGAUAUAAAUAUAAUUUUGAUAAUCUUGUAUGUGACGAUAUUGACGAGUGCCAAUUUGACUUGAUUUGUGCUCCUCCAAAGACUUGUCGAAACACAAUAGGAUCUUUUGAAUGUGUAGGAGAUGAUGUACCUAAAUGCCCGCCCGGUUUUCACUACAAGGAUGCGACUGAAUCAUGUGCAGACAAUGAUGAGUGUCUUAGUGGCCAAAAUGAUUGCAAUAAGGAGUCCCAGUUUUGUGUGAAUACAAAAGGAAAUUAUACUUGUGUAGAUAAAGCUUCCAGAACUUCUUGUCCACCUGGGUUUAAAAAGAAUAGUAUAACCCAACUAUGUGAUGAUAUAAAUGAGUGUGAGGAGGCAGAUAACUUAUGCGACGAAAAUGAAACAUGCGUUAACGAACCAGGUGGUCAUACAUGUGUGCCAACUCAAAAUAAACCCACUACUAAAGUAAUUAAAACUUCUACUAUUACCCAUACGACAAGUACUACUCCAGCUACUACAACCCAAAAGAUAAUUUGUCCUAGAGGUUACAGCUAUGCAGAAGAGACCCAUGUAUGUACAGAUAUAAAUGAAUGCCAAGUUGGUCUACACAAUUGUGCAGUAGCAGAAAGAUGUGACAAUACCAUAGGAUCGUAUCAUUGUUCCAGGAUUUUCGGUUGUGGAACAGGAUACACUUUAAACUCAGCGAAUGGAUUAUGCGAAGAUGACGACGAAUGUCUUCUAGGAACUCAUAACUGCAGAGAACUUGGCCAGAACUUUAAAUGCAGAAACACAUUGGGUUCUUAUCGUUGCGAGCCUAUAAGACAAUACUAUACUCCUAGUACGACAAGUACAGAAAGAAGUUAUUCUAGAUAUUCUCCUGUUCCACAGAAUCCAUCUAGAUAUCCUGAUAACAAUGCAGCGGCUUAUACACCACCUGAAAAUCGGACUCCUGUGUACGAACCACCUUUUGUAUCGUCUAGAGCCUAUACAGUUCAAACAACUCCCAGUACUACUAGUGAAACUACUAUUAUAUCUUAUCCUAAUUAUAACUUAUAUCCCAACCCAUCAAGGAGCAACAGCAGUGUUGUAGCUGGCACUUUGUUUCCUAUUGGUAGGUUUACCACACCUUCUACAACAACUAGUACCACUACCACUCCGCGUCCAACACUACACUUUAGACCUCACUCUACAGCUACAGAUGAGACCCUUCCUUACUAUUCGCCUAAAAUUAAAACUACAGGUGAAACCUUACCAUAUUAUUCUCCUAAACCUACUACUAACAGUUACACUACUGUACAUUUUGUACUACCAGAAAGACCCACUCCACUGAACCCUUACUAUGACAUCAUUAAUGGCCAGUUCAGGAAAUGCUUACCUGGUUAUCGAAUCAACUUUAGAGGACAAUGCGAAGACAUCGAUGAAUGCGAGAGCAACCCUUGUAGAAGGAAUGAAAAAUGUUUGAAUUUCAAAGGAAGAUUUGAAUGUGUUCCUCCAAUGCAGUGUAAAAAAGGUUUUGAGCUCAGCGAAUCUGAUGAUUCAUGUGUUGAUGUAAAUGAGUGUUCAAGGGGAAUACACAUAUGUUUACCAUCGCAAAUAUGUAAAAAUUACCAUGGAUAUUACACCUGUGAAUGUCCUCCUGGGCAUCAUUUGAAUAAAAGGACUAACGAAUGUGAAGAUUUGGACGAGUGUAAAAUGUAUAGACCUUGCCGUUUUUCUUCAUCGCAGUGUGUCAAUUUGAAAGGAACGUUUAGAUGCGACUGCAAACCGGGCUUCCAAAGAAGAUCAGCUAACGAAUGUGAUGAUGUCGAUGAAUGUUUACAAACUCCAGACCUUUGUGAACAUUUCUGUGUUAACAUUUGGGGAUCUUACAGAUGCAGCUGCCGCCAAGGAUUUACUUUGAACAGGGAUAACAGGUCCUGUACUGAUAUAGAUGAAUGUGAAAGAUUUAAGGACAAGAGAUUAUGUAUAGGAAACUGCAAGAAUGUUCCAGGAAGUUACGUUUGCGAAUGUCCUCCAGGAUACAAGUUGGGAAGUGAUGGAAGAAUAUGCGUCGAUAUUGAUGAAUGUUCACAAAAUGUCUGCCUUUCCGAUGAAGUAUGUUUAAACACGCGGGGAGGUUUCAAGUGUUACAGAAUAAACUGUCCCCCUAAUUACAUAAAAGACAAAGAGCACAAAUCCCGCUGCAAACGCUUAUUCUGUGAUCCAAGGGAUUACCAGUGCACCCUAAUGCCAGAGCAAUACACUUACCAAUACAUCACGCUGGUGUCCAACUUACCCUUAACUCAAGGACACAUCAACUUGUUCAAAAUCAAAGGACCUGAAUGGUAUUCGUCUAGGGCGGAAUUUACUCUUAAACUGUUAGACGUUGUAUGUCCACACAAUGUUGAACGAGUAAAUGAAGGUUAUUUUAAAAAAGAUAAUGAUCAAUUUAAUAGUAUGGCUCUAUAUUUGGUCAGGUCCAUACAAGGACCACAAGAGAUCAAAUUACAAAUAGAAAUGCGUCUGUUCCAAGGAAACGUCAUCAUAGGAAACGCAGUUGUUUAUAUUAUUAUUGUUGUGUCCGAGUUUCCAUUUUAAUUUUAAAUGGAUAAUUUUAUAAAAAUGUAAAUAUAGAUUAUACUUUCCAUAUAGUUCUACUUAACGAUGUUAUUUUUACGCUAUUAGAAACUAAUAGGUAGGGAUUGGUAGAAGCAUUAUUGAUAGGUUAAGAAUGAAUUUAAUUUUGUAAUAAAUACUAAAAAAU